AUACAAGUGUGUGUCUGUGUGUGUGUAUGUUCGUUCUUGUGUUGUGCUAAUAUUGUUGCCCAUACAAUGCCAUGGCAUUCUCCCCCCCCAACCACCUCUUCCUUUCCCUUCCCCACCCUUGCACACACCACAUCAUUCAGUUCGCCAUCGUUGUUGUUGCCGUUGCGUACAAUUAGAAGGCAUUGCCAAUCGAUUUGUGUGAAAAGCCAAAGCUCAAAAGGUGGACGCCAAGGAAGUUGGUGGCAUGUGGCAUGUGGCAGGUGCGCGCAGUCUGAAAAAUGAAGUUCAACUUAAGCCUGAAGUUGCCAGUCAUGCAGUGUCGUUGUCGUCCUAGACGUGCCACCCAAAAAAAGGGACAAUAUUAAUGAAAAGACGUUGCAAAAAAUGUCACGUUCCCCCAUUUGAAUGAUGAUCAAGUCGCAAGGUCCCCCAAGAAGACCCGAGAAGAAAGAAAGGUCUCCAUUCCCCACAUAAAUAAUAAAUUUCUCAUCUCUCACUUAAAACUAAUUGGCAAAUAAAGCAUUAAAAUAUAAUCUUCAAAAUAUACUCAACAAACAACUUGAAAAUUACGCCAAUAUGCUGAAUUGAAAUUCUAACUAAAAUUUAUCUCAAACAUAAAUAAUAAAUUUGUCAUCUCUUACUUAAAACUAAUUGGUCAAUAAACCAUCUUCAAAUAAACUCAACGAUAUGUUGAAGCUAACUCAAAAGUGCGAAAUUGAAAUUCGUAUUUAUUUCUUUCCUAUAUUAAUAACACAUUUGUCAACUGUCACUUAAAACUAACUGGAAAAUAAACCUUUUAAAAAGAACUGAAAAAUAAUUUAAAAUCAUCUCGAAAAUAACUCAAAUAUGCGAAAAUGAAACACAAACUAAAGAAAACUGAACUGAAAGCAAAUUGCCGCAUUUAAUGGACGAUGCUACAAGUGAAUAAAAGUACUCAGACUCAGUGAAUCAUAUGAGUGUGUGAUGAUAGUGAAUGGUGAAUGGUGAAUAGUGCAUGGCUGAAGCAUAUGCCCAAUAAACAGAUGGAUAGUAAAGGAACCCAAAGUGCUUCCAUCAUAGAAACAAACUCCAUAACCAUGGACACCGAUAACCGCGGACGACAUCCAGCCAUGAACACCAACAUCAACAACAGCAGCAGUGGCGCCACCAACAGCAUACCUCGUAAUGGAGGCUUCUGUGGUGCACUGCAGCGUACCCCUCCCCCAAUGCCCCCUGGCCUGGCCCGACGCCUCGCCAGUCGCGAAUGCUACGGCGUGGGCAAAGUGAAAGUCAUGCUACGGGUCGCGGACAAGGCGUCCUCCAUCUCCAACUCCAUCACGAACUCGGGGGGACCCCAUUUUAUGGCCCUGGACAAGAAGAAGCGCCAGGUGACCCUCACAGAUCCCAAGAACGUCUGCGUUCCACAAGCCCAGGAAAGGGCUCCCAUGGUUGCCGCACCCAAGAUGUUUGCAUUCGAUAAUUUGUUCAGUGCAGAGGAUAAACAGUCGGACGUGUGUGCGGCAGCUUUGAGCGAGGUUAUACCUGCGGUACUCGAGGGCUCCGAUGGCUGUCUGCUGGCCAUGGGCUACCCGGGGACUGGGCAACCGCAGACGGUGCUGGGCGAUCUGGGAUCUUCAUCUUCGGGGAUGUGCGCUUUAGGGGCAGCGCCGUGUGCCAUCGCCUGGCUGUACAAGGGCAUCCAGGAGCGACGACAGAAGAGCGGAGCACGCUUCUCGGUGCGUGUGAGUGCCGUUGGCGUUAGCGCGACCAAACCGGAUGCUCUCUCCACGGAUUUGCUCAUCUCGCAUGCCGCUGAAUCUGACGACUCCCCGGGGAUUUAUUUGCGUGACGACUUCCUUGGUGGCCCAACGGAACUACGUGCACCCACCGCCGAGCGUGCGGCCCUCUUCCUCGACUCGGCCCUCGCCGGACGCUUAAAAAACUCCAACUCUACAACCAAUUCCAACUCCGCAACGAGCUCGAGCUCAUCGACGGCGCUGGAGUCCGCCCUCAUCUUUACGCUGCACGUCUACCAAUACAGCUUGUCCCGCAAGGGGGGUGUUGCUGGCGGUCGCAGCCGUUUACAUAUCAUCGACUUGGGCGGCUGUGCCAAUCGCAACGGGGGUCUGCCGCUCUCGGGAAUUGGCAACAUACUGCUGGCCAUAUUGAGUGGCCAGAGGCAUCCGCCACACAAGGACCACCCGCUGACGCCGUUGCUGAAGGAUUGCCUGGCGCCCAUUACCUGCCAUGUGGCAAUUGUCGCACAUGUGCUGCACGCGCAAAGCUAUCAGGAUGCACUCUCCACCAUCCAGAUUGCCUCGCGCAUCCAUCGCCUACGGCGUCGCAAACAUCGUGUUCCCAUGCCCCUUGCUGUGGGUCUCGCUCAGGGCAUGAAUCCGGGAGCGGGUGGCUCGUCAGCCGGUUCAGGGGCGGAUCCAUCAAGCUCGGAGAUCUCAGCAGACACAGUCAUAUACAUGGGACCCCAUGACGAUGCCACCGACGGCGAACAUCCGCCUGUCUAUUUGCCAUCGUUGAGUGCCGGCGACAAUCGCGGAUUGCUGAGCAAGGCGCUCAAGGGCAGCGGGGCAGAGAAGCCACCAGUUCAGGCACAACCCAAAUCCAACUGUGCCAGUCCAUUGAUGAAGAAGGCUGCCCUCGAAAAGGCCAAAAAACAACAAGCCACGCUGAGCUCCACUGGCAGCCUAAAGCGACAUAAUAAUUCUGGCAAUGCUGCCACCAGCUCCGCCAUGGCAGCACACAGUAGUUUGGUACAUGAACAGGUGCCACCAGGUUCGCCUCUGCCACGUCACAUGUGCUCCAAGUCAUCCAAUAUGCCCACGCCAAAGGGAUCGCCACUGCGGCGUCCACACGGCUCGACGCCAGGUGCAGCACUGGAACAGCUCGAGGCGGGCAUGCGAAAGAUUACCGAGGAACAGUGGAUCGAUGGACCGCGUGUCUCGCGCGCCAAGGUGGCGGAAGCGAGACAUCUGAUGCGUGAGGUGAACCACGUGAAGCAGUGUGAGACCUGGGUGGAUGGCCCGAAGUCAUCUCAGUCGUGUCGUUCACUCACUGCGGGCAAUCUGCCGACGGCCAACCAGACACAGGGCUAUGGCUUCAUGGAUGCGCACAAGAAGACCAUGAUACGUCAGUGGGUGGAGAAUCAGACCACGCAAGUCUUCCAGAACACAGCGUCCGCCAGCAAUUCGCCAACGGCACUGCACUUGAAGCUAUCGCAACUAAAGCAAAAAUCACUCGAUUUGCCAGCGGAGCGAACUGCUUUUCAAGCGGAAGCGGAGUUUGAUAGUCUGCCGCUGCUCAUGGGUAGCCAGGAUGUGCCACAGGAUGGCGAUGAUCAGGAUAGCGGACCGUCAGAAGUGCCGCCAGCGUUGCCGUUGCUCGAUGAUCCAUUGGUGGGCUCCAGGGACAUUUCCCACGACAGUCUGCAUCGCAUGCUGUCGCGUCAUGUGUCGCGUGAACAGCUGCAGGAGGCGGAGUUGGCUGCUAGUCGGAGCAGCUCGCAGCAUCCGUCGCAACGCAGCAUUGACUGUGGACUGCAGGUGACGGAGGAGGAAAUUGCACGCACAAUGGCUAGGGAAAGGGAGCGGGACAAGGAGAAGGAACAAGCGCAUCCCUUGGCGACGUUGAGUCACUGCGACAACUUGAGCUUUGUGUCCAGCUUCAACAUGGCCUGUGAGUCCUUCAGCGAGUGUGGCGAACGCGCGAGACAUCAAUUCGAUCAGCUGGCGCGUCUACACGAGAUCUUCACCUCCCAGCUGGCCAUGGCCGAGGUGACGCCCUCGGCGGCACUCUAUCGCACCGAUGUCGGGAGCGUGUUCAGUGAGCCCGCCUUUCGCUUCAACGUCGGACAGAGCAGCGUCUGCAGUGAGCCCGCCUAUCGCCUCACGCCCAGUCCGCCCAAGCAGCCGUCGCACAGUCCCAGUCAGGGAUCGCUGCCCAGCUUGAAUGGCAUUAUGGAGAUUGCGGGCAUGGAUGACUAUGCGUUGCUGCGUCAACCGGACGGUGCCUCGGAUCCCAGUUUGCCCAAGAGCGAGAAACGCUUUGCGCCGCAGCACGAUGACAUCAGUGAGCUGGAGGAGAAGUCGAUGGCAACGGCGGGCGGUAGACGUAACUCCCUCGAGGAUGCACAGCACAAGCUCAACGAGAUCACCAACAUCUUGCCACUAUCGGCACAAUCGCGACUGCCGCUGCUGCCGUUGAACACUAGCUCCGAGGCCUAUGACAGUGGCCACGAUUCUUCGACGCCGCGCACCUCGAAGCAUUCGGGGAUCUCGAGGCGAGCGGAGAGCGGUUAUCACAGUGUGGCGACAGUGCGCGACUCGGAUGAGAGCAGCUUUGCCUCGGGCAUGUCGAAGAAUCAGCGACAUCGCAUCACCAUAUCGGGUGGCAGCCAAGGUGGCAACUAUCAGAGGCAGGGCAAGAAGCGAACGCGUCACGAUGGCAGCGGCGGUGGCAACAAAGGACUCUGCAAUUGGCUGCUCAAUCCCUUCUCCUGCACGUAUCCCGAGACUGAGGGCGAGAUCAGUGAUUUCUAAGUUUGGCAGCGAGAUGACGAAGUUCGCACCCACCAAAAGAUAGAGAGAGGAAGAGUAACUAGAGCUAGUCCAGCAUUCAAAUGGCCAAAGAGAUUUACAAACACAAACACACACAGACACACAUCAUGAUGACAUAUGGAGAACACACUUGCUUUGGUGGAUCUCAACUAUACACAUACAUAUAUAUUGACAGCGACUGAUUAACUUUUACUUGGCGCCGGCAGCCACAAAAACAAAAAUCAAUUUUAAAUCGAUUCGCAAAAGGCGAAGAAUCGGUAAUCGAAUCUAAUCUAACCCAACUACCUAAUUAUACCUUAUAUACAUACCUAUGCUAUCAAUGAGACGCCAUUCACAACACUCAUUCACUCAAUCACUCAAUCACUCACUCAUUCACUCACUAAUACACGCAUAAGUUCAAACGGGGCUUUAAGCAUCUUAAGUUGCCAGCUAGCAUAAUGAGAAAUACAAUUUUAUGAGGGGGGCACUCAAGUGACGAACUCAAGUUUUUAACACUGAUAUCAAUUCGUAACAAUUAAGAGCGGCAGAAUUUAAUGAUGCACACGAGUGCCCCCAUUGUAUCUAUAUACAUAUAUAUACAUAAAUAUUUAAAUCAUAUUCCAACUUAAUCAGGCCACAAUCACUAUGUCUUUACAAGCGAGAAAAUAUGAUAAACAAAAUGGAAGUUAAAAGGAGAAGAGAUGCAUUAUAUACAUAUAUAUAUCAUAUAUACAUACAUACAUCUAUAUAUACAUGCAUAUAUAUACAUUAAUAUUACAACAACAACAGCAAAAAAGAAGCUAUUUAUUGUUUAUUUUGGGUUAUUCGAGAAAGAGAACGAAAACGAAAUCAAGAGAAUAGGAGAAGAUGGAAAAUUGUAUGCUAAAUGUUAAAUGUUUGCUUAUUCAAACACUUUAUUGCCAAUUAUAAGUUACAAAAUGUUUAAAUUAAUUGUUAGUUAGCUAAAGUUAUACAUCUACUAAAACAAACACACAAAUACACACACAAACACAAAAAACGAAGGGACAACUGCAAGAAGAGCAUGAAGAACAAGAACCACUGACUAUAAACGGUUUUUUCGAUGUAGACAAAUGUUAAACAUACAAUUUUGUUGCCAUUUUUGCCUAAUAAAACUAUGUUACCAAAACAAACGAACGAAACGUAAAAAAUUCAACAAAAAAAUACAAAAAAAACAAAAACAACAAGAAAACGAUAUAUAUAUUAUAUGUAUAUUUAUCAGAGAGAUAUUGUCUAA
Messenger RNA from Drosophila sulfurigaster albostrigata, 5784 nucleotides. RefSeq names its product kinesin-like protein CG14535. Lineage: Eukaryota; Metazoa; Arthropoda; Insecta; Diptera; Drosophilidae. Gene Ontology annotation, molecular function: microtubule binding; microtubule motor activity; ATP binding. The record is from RefSeq and is a predicted model, not a curated record. Gene Ontology annotation, biological process: microtubule-based movement.